This is a messenger RNA of Effrenium voratum, 1552 nucleotides long. NCBI's taxonomy places the organism in Eukaryota, Dinophyceae, Suessiales, Symbiodiniaceae. The record is from the annotation of a GenBank genome assembly.
AGUGGCUCAAAGGACUUGGAAGCUUUAGGACCUCGCACAGCCACAGAGAAGCGAGGUAAGAGCCAUGCCGAAGAAGACCAAGGCCGGCAAGACAGCAGCAGGAGGCUUCAAGAAGGGUCCUAUGAUGGAUGGCUUUCGGACCAUAGAAGAGCCUGCCUACUUGUCUGUGAAGGAGGAGAACAUUGCCCCCUUCACCGUCCCACUUGAGGCGUUCACCUUUCAGCCAGAGCCGGAUAUGAUUGUCAGCCAUUUCAAAAAUGGAGAUAGAGAACGCAAGAUCUACUGCAACAUGGAGCUCUCAGAAGAGGAGCAAGCCAGUGUCAAGUUAUUGCAGGAGACUGCCAAGAAGGAAGGCUUAGAAUUUUUUCCUUCGGUCGCCAUCAUGGCAGGGAGAUUCUUGAGCAGGGCCCGAGGCGAUCCUCACAAGGCCAUCAAGCUCAUGCACGCCACGCAAGAAUGGAAGGCAGAGUACUUCAAGGCUGGACCCGUAGCUGACGAUCAGGUCUUUGAGGAUCUCAAGUAUGGUGUAGUGUACUUCUGCGGCCGAGACUAUGGGCUCAGGCCGACGAUUGUGUGCAGAGCCAACCGCAUUCCGGACGAAUGGUACAAGGACAAGAAAGCAGGCAUCGAACGCCUGAUCAAAGUCCUUAUCUUUUGCAUGGAAUACAUGGUUCGAUACAUGGUCGUGCCAGGGAGAGUUGAAAACAAUUGCCUGAUUGUCGAUCUCAAGGGCCUGGGAAUUUCGGGUGUUCCCAUCUCCGCCUUGUCCCAAAUCUACUCAGUCAUGAGCCACCAUUACAUUGGUCGCGUUUUCAGAUUCUAUGUGGUCAACAUGUCCAGUGGACUCAGCACAAUAGCUGGUUGGGUGAAAGGGCUUUUGACGGAUCGUCAGAAGCAGAAGCUAGCUCUUUUGGACACUUUGGAUGACCUCAAGAAGGACUUUGCAAGUCAUCAGCUGGAGGAAGACCUCGGCGGAAGCAGGCCUGCAAUCACCAAAUUUUUCCCGUUUCCGCUCCAGGGCCCUCCUUACGAGAAAAACUCCACGGAGAGCUGCUCCACUAAGCCUGUCGAGGGAGCGCACAAGGUGCUCUCAGCAAUGGGUGCCAGGGGCAGAAUAUGGGAUCCGUCCAAGAGCAAGGAGGAGAAUCAGGAUCUGGAGUACAGCGCGGAAGCCUAUGACUGGUUUGUCCAGAACGGCUUUGCAGUGCCACCAGACUGCCACAGACAGCACGAGGCUGCGAAGAAGGCAGAAUUGGAGAAAGAAGCAGAAGCCAAGCGUCUUGCUGCUGAAAGCCCUGGUGGCAUUACCAAUUCAGACCUGAAGGUGAACAAUUCUGAUGGACUUGCCAUGCAAGACGAGGAAGAGGAUGAUGAGGUUGAAGAAGAGGAGGAGGAGGACAUCAUCAUUCAAGACCCAGCUGCCAUCAAGCCUAAGGGACUGUUCAGCUGCAGCCCAUGCUGGUGCGGCAACAAUUGAUUGGUUGCAGGAGGAGCGGGCUUGUUGACAGGGUGUGGCGGCUGUUGAAAGCAAAAGUUUUCACCAAAACGUGCA